UCUUUCUUUCUUUUUUUUUUUCCCCCUUCCUCUUCUCCCUCUCCUCUAUGCUUUAUUGAUUUCAUUCUUUGUCCUCAUACCGUCAAUAUGUGGACAACCACCUGCGGCUUGAAAGGGCGGACGCUCCGGGUGAGCAUCACCAUCACCGCCGUUAUGGGUUUCUCGCUCUUCGGCUACAAUCAGGGCAUGAUGGCGGGCCUCAUCGAUGGCGAACAGUUUACAGAAUCCUUUAGCAAACUCAAAAUGCCCGCAGAUCCGACGCCAUCGGAAACACACUAUAUCAACGUCAUCCGCGGUGCUGUCACAGCCUGCUAUGAGAUUGGCUGUUUCUUCGGCGCGCUGUUCUCGAUGUUCUUCGGCGAGAAACUCGGCCGCACUCGCCUCAUCUUUACUGGUGCCAAUGUCCUGACCAUUGGUGCCUUGAUUACAACGGUCUCCUUUGGUGAUAAGUGGGGUCUCGGUCAGUUCGUCAUCGGCCGUGUUAUAUCGGGCCUCGGAAACGGCAUGAACACGGCCACAAUCCCGGUCUGGCAGUCGGAAUGCUCCAACGCUCACAACCGUGGCUUCCUGGUCUGUUUUGAGGGUGCGAUGAUCGCUGUUGGCACCUUUGUUGCUUACUGGGUGGUCUUUGGUCUCUCCCACACCACGGAUACCGUCCAGUGGCGAUUCCCCAUAGCGCUCCAGAUAUUCUUCGCUCUGCUCGUGGCCAUCGGUGCCCUGGUAUUCCCGGAUUCCCCGCGGUGGUUUGUGAAGAACGGAUAUGACAAGGAGGCCUGCGAUGUUAUCGCUAAGCUCAAGGACUCCACUCCUGACUCCGAUGACGUCCUUACCGACUUCAAUUUCAUGAAGGCGGACGUGGAAUCCUCGAAAACCACAGAGUCAAGCUGGAAGGCGGUAUUCACAUUCGGCAAGACCCAGGAAUUCCAGCGCCUUCUUGUCGGUUGCUCCGGCCAGUUUUUCCAGCAGUUCACCGGCUGUAACGCCGCCAUCUACUACUCAACGCUGCUUUUCAAGGAUAACCUGGGCAUGGAUCGAUACCUGUCUAUGAUCAUGGGUGGUAUCUUCGCUACCAUCUACGCCCUUGCCACCAUCCCAUCCUUCUUUAUGAUUGAAAGGGUCGGCCGUCGCAAGCUGUACUUGAUCGGUUUCCUGGGCCAGGGGCUCAGCUUUGUCAUCACAUUUGCUUGCUUGGUCAAGGAGACCGAGGAGAACGCCAAGGGUGCUGCCGUUGGUAUCUUCCUCUUCAUCGUUUUCUUUGCAUUCACUCUCCUACCACUGCCCUGGAUCUACCCACCGGAGAUCAAUCCCCUCCGUACCCGUACAGUGGGCGCCGCGGCGUCGACGUGCACCAACUGGAUCUGCAACUUUGCCGUGGUCAUGUUCACGCCGCUUUUCGCUAACGAGAGCGGAUGGGGCCUUUAUCUCUUCUUCGCACUGUUUAACUUUAUCGGUUUGGUAUUAGGCUACUUCUUCUAUGUCGAGACGGCCGGCCGUGAGCUUGAGGAGAUCGACAUCGUCUACGCCAGGGCCCAUGUCGAAGGGAAGAUGCCGUUCAAAGUCGCCAACGACAUGCCCAAGCUCGAUUUCGAACAGAUCGCCCAACAGUCUCGCGAUCUGGGCUUGGAUACCUCUGAUAAUUCCGCACCUGAGAAGAACGAGCUCGGCCUCAGCAGCAGUGACAACGGCCAGGAGGUCGAGGAGGUGCAGGAAAAGCACUAGCUGUGUGUUUUGAAACCAGAAAAACGAGAUCUGUGACUCAGUAGGUUGAAGCCAUCCUUGCGACGCGGAACACGCUGCUGGGACAUGGCUGGGUUAGCCCUUUGGUGACGUGCUAUAGCAGUGACGAAGGCGAUAAUGAUGCUUGGACCGGAUGUUUUCUUUCUUUCUCCACUUUUUUUUCCUUUUUUUUUUUCAAUGCUUUUUUCUUGUGAACAUCUUAAUA
This is a messenger RNA of Aspergillus glaucus CBS 516.65, 1942 nucleotides long. It is a transcript of the gene mfsA, whose product is annotated as glucose-inactivated glycerol proton symporter STL1. The record is from RefSeq and is a predicted model, not a curated record. Bases 88 to 1719 code for a protein of 543 amino acids. Gene Ontology annotation, biological process: carbohydrate transport; transmembrane transport. NCBI's taxonomy places the organism in Eukaryota, Fungi, Ascomycota, Eurotiomycetes, Eurotiales, Aspergillaceae. Gene Ontology annotation, cellular component: membrane. The transcript has a single exon. Gene Ontology annotation, molecular function: carbohydrate:proton symporter activity.